This is a messenger RNA of Punica granatum (pomegranate), 3713 nucleotides long. The record is from RefSeq and is a predicted model, not a curated record. Lineage: Eukaryota; Viridiplantae; Streptophyta; Magnoliopsida; Myrtales; Lythraceae.
GUCUCUCACUCCACGACCAAGCCGUUGAAACGAAGAAAGGAACAAGAACUCUGUGUCUACUUUUCCUCGAUCCCUCGCAGCUCAGCUCCGUCGGUCACCUCCUCCGGUUCCGAUGGGUUCCCCCGCCGUGUCCGAGCGAGUGGAGCUUGCCAAUUUCUGCCGCUUGCGCGAUUGGUCAAAGGCCAUCCGUGUCCUGGAUGCGCUCCUUGCUCACUCCUCCUCCAUUCAAGACAUCUGCAACAGAGCGUUCUGCUAUAGUCAAUUGGAGCUGCACAAGCAUGUAGUUAAGGACUGUGAUAGGGCGCUACAGCUCGACCCGACACUUCUUCAGGCCCACAUCCUCAAAGGUCGGGCAUUAUCUGCUUUGGGGAGGAAGGUGGAUGCGGUAUUGGCAUGGAAGAAAGGAUAUGAACAUGCUUUGAGUCAGUCUGCUGAUCUGAAGCUAUUAUUGGAGCUGGAAGAGCUUCUGAGUUCAGCAAAGCAAGAUCAGAUUAACGGUUUUGAGAAAGAUGUGGAAUCCAUGCCAUCUCUUUCUCCUCCGGAGUUGAUAUCUCAAGUUGAUGAUGAAUCGAGCAAAAGUCAGUCUAACGAGCAUAAUUUAAGUGACAAGCUGAAAAGUUACAGCAAGUCAAAUGGUACAUCGGAUGAGAGCAAUCAUAAUCUUGAGACGUGCAACGGAUUUACUGAUGAAGGCAGGGUUAGCGAAAAGCAUAACUCCAGCAGAAAUGGAAAUCUUGGUGUUAUUGAUACAGUCAGUAAUGACGCCAUAUCAGGGGAGUUAUCCUUAUCUUGCAGUGGAUCAUCAAGCAGCUCAUCCGACGUGACUGAUGUUAGUUCGAAGUCGGUGGAAAAAUCCGUCACUCAAAGUGACAUAGUUGAUAAAGCCAAGAAAAAUAAGAAGUUCUGUGUCACUAGGAUAUCAAAGAACAGAUCAAUAAGUGUAGAUUUUCGGUUAUCAAGAGGCAUAGCGGAGGUUAAUGAGGGAAAAUAUGCCCAUGCUGUAUCCAUCUUUGAUCAGAUAUUGAGAGAGGAUCCUACUUACCCUGAGGCUUUGAUAGGAAGAGGGACUGCAUAUGCAUUCCAGCGGGAACUUGAUGCAGCCAUUUCGGAUUUUUCGAAGGCUAUACAAGCAAACCCAUCUGCUGGUGAGGCAUGGAAGCGAAGAGGCCAAGCCAGAGCCGCUUUAGGGUCAUCUGCCGAGGCUAUCACCGACUUGACAAGAGCAUUAGAAUUUGAGCCAAACUCGGGAGAUAUCUUACAUGAAAGAGGAAUUAUAAAUUUCAAGUUCAAAGAUUUUGAUGCUGCUGUUGAGGAUUUAUCAACCUGUAUCCAGCUUGACAAGGACAACAAAUCUGCAUACACAUACUUGGGUUUGGCUUUGUCGUCAAUUGGGGAAUAUAGAAGGGCUGAAGAAGCUCACAUGAAAGCUAUACAACUUGAUCAAAACUUCCUUGAGGCAUGGGCUCAUCUAACCCAGUUUUAUCAUGAAUUAGCAAAGCCUCUGAAAUCUUUGGAGUGCAUUCAACGAAUUCUGCAUGUUGAUAAAAUGUUUGCGAAAGUUUAUCAUUUAUAUGGCCUACUUCUACAUGGAAUGGGAGAGCACAGGAAGGCUAUUAAGGAACUCUCAACAGGGUUGAGCAUUGAGAGCUCAAACAUCGAGUGCUUGUAUUUAAGAGGUUCCUGCUACCAUGCUGUUGGAGAUUAUGUGGCUGCGGUUAAGGACUAUGAUGCUGCACUUGACCUAGAACUAGAUUCAAUGGAGAAGUUUGUGCUUCAGUGUCUGGCCUUCUAUCAGAAGGAGAUAGCUUUAUAUACUGCUUCAAAAGGCAAUACUGAAUUCUGCUGGUUUGACCUUGAUGGAGAUAUUGAUCCUCUUUUCAAGGAGUACUGGUGCAAGAGGUUGCACCCCAAGAACGUCUGUGAGAAGGUUUACCGUCAACCUCCAUUACGUGACUCUAUGAGAAAAGGGAAGCUCAAAAAGCAAGAUUUUGUUGUCACGAAGCAAAAGGCAGCUCUUCUGCUGGCAGCUGAUUCAAUUGGGAAGAAAAUUCAAUAUGACUGUCCUGGCUUCUUACCCAAUAGACGUCAGCAUCGCAUGGCAGGAUUAGCUGCUAUAGAAAUCGCCCAAAAGGUUUCAAAAGUUUGGCGCUCUCUGCAAGCGGAAUGGAGAAAUGCUAAGAAGGGCACUCUGAAAUCUGGCAAGAGAGCAAGGAGAAGGGAUAGAAUCAAUCUGCCCAGCCAGAACAGAGGCGGUGCCGGCUGCAGCACAAGUAGCUCUUCAGAAACUUCAGCUUCAUAUAUAAUUGCUGAAGAUAGAUUAUCAGGCCGUGGUAGGAUAUCAUGGCAAGAUAUUUAUUCGGUGGCUGUUAAGUGGCGUCAGAUCUCAGAACCUUGUGACCCUGUUGUUUGGGUUAACAAGUUAAGUGAGGAGUUCAAUGCUGGCUUUGGGUCUCACACUCCGAUGAUCCUUGGACAAGCGAAAGUUGUUCGCUACUACCCUAAUUAUGAGAGAACAUUAGAUGUUGCAAAGACGAUCAUAAAGGAAAAGGCUUAUGUGCGCAGCAAAACAGAUGGCAUUAUUGACCUGUCCAAAGACGGCAAAUUGGAGGAAAUAAUGAAUGCUAAAUCCUGCUCGGAUCUUUACAAAGCUGUUGGUGAGGACUUCUGGUUGGCUACAGGGUGCAACAGCACUGCACUCGAGGGGAAACAACUUGAAGGGACGAGGAUCACUGUAGUGAAAAUGGAGCAUGGAUAUGACUUUGCAAUCCGAACCCCAUGCACUCCUGCUAGGUGGGAGGACUUUGAUGAAGAAAUGCAAGCUGCAUGGGAGAAUCUCUGCAACACCUUCUGCGGUGAAAACUAUGGCUCUACUGAUUUCGGUGUGCUGGAGAAAAUGAGAGAUGCUAUCUUGAGGAUUACUUAUUAUUGGUAUAACUUUAUGCCGCUGUCGAGAGGAACAGCUGCUGUCGGGUUUGUUGUCCUGCUAGGCCUUCUUCUUGCUGCCAAUAUGGAGUUCACUGGCAGCAUCCCCAAGGGCUUACAGGUGGACUGGGAGGCCAUCCUCAAUUUCCACCCGAACUCUUUCACAGAUUCUGUUAAGAGCUGGUUAUAUCCUUCUCUCAACGUGUCCACUUCCUGGAAAGAGUAUCCUGACGUUAUGUCAACUCUCUCUACAACGGCAUCGGUUGUUGCUGCUCUGAGCCAUUGUGAUGAUCAAACGGCUUAAAUUCUUUCUUCCUCUCAGUGCCAGAGAAACCUCUACUAUGAUUCACCUUUCAUAUGAAGGAAAUUGAAGAAAAUGGAAUUUGCAACCGUAAGACAAAGAUAGAACAUUCACAAUCCAAUUCUUCGAAGCAAAAACAAUGUCUGUUAGGCUGAAAAGUUUAUCACUUUUUAAUGCCCGGCUUCUCAUGUGUCAAGAGUAUGAAGCUGAGAAGCAGAGAAGCCCUAUAUCGGGGCCGCUUAAAUUGGUAGAAAACUCGAAGAGAGCAGCUCUGGGCCAUGGACUUGCAGCGGCAGGGAUUGUUGUACCGUGAAUUUUCGUACAACCGACUUGUACCGAUGUACUAUGAUGUAACAUUUGAAAAUGUGUUUUGUACUCAAUAAGGAAAAAUUGGUACAGUAUUUAUUUCCAGUUUUCUCAGGUGUGAUGUAAUUUCAUCUUCUUUUAUAUAAUGACGUAUUAAAUCCCAAAUAUAUUUCAUGUUUCGACA